AUGAAUAUGCCAGGUGAAACCAAUGAAGAGCUGGAAUUCGAAGAUAGUAGUAACAAAGAGUAUGAAGAUACUGGUUAUAACUACUAUAAUCUUCAACUCGGUUCCAAUUAUUAUUGGUGGAAUACCAAUGAAGAUGAAGAGGCAUACCCCAAAUUUACUGCUAAUUUAGAAGACCCGGAGUGGUCCCAAGAGCUUGAUAAGUACAUUAAUUGGGACUAUAACAACUUCUAG
Messenger RNA from Dentiscutata erythropus, 231 nucleotides. The record is from the annotation of a GenBank genome assembly. NCBI's taxonomy places the organism in Eukaryota, Fungi, Glomeromycota, Glomeromycetes, Diversisporales, Gigasporaceae.